Manduca sexta (tobacco hornworm) is the source of this 876-nucleotide messenger RNA. Its product is annotated as collagenase-like. NCBI's taxonomy places the organism in Eukaryota, Metazoa, Arthropoda, Insecta, Lepidoptera, Sphingidae. Bases 1 to 876 code for a protein of 291 amino acids. The transcript has 5 exons. The record is from RefSeq and is a predicted model, not a curated record. Gene Ontology annotation, molecular function: serine-type endopeptidase activity. Gene Ontology annotation, biological process: proteolysis.
AUGAAACUUGCAGUGAAAACAAUUCUGGUUUCGGCCACUAUUGUUUCUAGCAGGAGUUUAGACUACGAGGAUUUACUUGAUAUCACUGCUUUUGGAUACUUGGAGAAAGUUGGCAUCCCGCGCCCAGAAAGUAUUCGUCAAGCCGAAAAAGCUGAAUUAGCUGGUGGUUUUAGAAUCGUUGGAGGAUCUGCGUCUAACCUCGGCCAGUUCCCAUACCAAGUUAGUCUCGUCAUUCAUUUACCUGCACAUAAAGCUGUUUGCGGUGACUCUCUACUCAAUAACCGGCGACUCUUAACUGCCACUCACUGCUGGUGGGACGGUAUUAACCAGGCAUCGAGAUUUUUGGUUGUUCUUGGAUCUAACCGUUUGUUCAGCGGUGGAGUCAGACUCGAAACCAGGGACAUCGUAAUGCACGGAAGCUGGAAUCCCAAUCUUGUUAGGAAUGACAUUGCCAUGAUCAGACUGCCCAGCAACGUUGGCUUCAAUAACAACAUCAACGUCAUCGCUCUGCCGUCUGGAUCACAGCUGAAUCUGAACUUCGCUGGAGAGAGAUCCAUCGCUUCUGGUUCCGGUCGUACUAGGGAUGAUGUUAACAUCGACGGAAGCCUCAACCACGUCACUCUAGAUGUGAUCACUAACAACGUGUGCUCAAGAACGUUCCGUCUUAUCCAAUCAUCCAAUAUCUGCACCAGCGACGCCAAUGGCCGCAGCACACGCCAUGGCGCCUCUGGCGGUCCUCUUGCUGCCACCAGGAACAACAGGCCACUCUUGAUUGGUGUGACAUCUUUCGGUUAUCGUGAUGGUUGCCAAAGAGGCCACCCUGCCGCCUUUACCAGAGUCACAUACUACGACGCGUGGAUUAGGAGAAACCUUUAA